GAUCCAAUACGGUUUGAUUGUUUGUUUCGGUUACAAUGGUGACAACUGAAAAUAGCUAAAAGAGGAGGAAUCAGAAUCAAGCAUCCGAUUCCGAUCGACAAAUAGGGUUUAGAAUCCACACACCCAAAUCGGAAGGCGAAGAAAAUGGAAGGAUGGGAUCCGAACACGAAGUCGACGUUAACGCGAAUACCGCUUCUGACGACAAAGGCGGGUCCAAGAGACGGCGCGGCAUGGACGCAGAGGCUGAAAGAGGAGUACAAGUCUCUGAUUGCGUAUACCCAAAUGAACAAGUCCAACGACAAUGACUGGUUCCGUAUCUCCGCUUCCAAUCCUGAGGGCACGCGUUGGACUGGCAAGUGUUGGUAUGUUCACAACCUUCUCAAAUACGAAUUCGAUCUCCAGUUCGAUAUCCCGAUUACCUAUCCAGCCACUGCUCCUGAGCUUGAGCUGCCUGAGAUUGACGGCAAGACUCAAAAGAUGUAUCGAGGUGGGAAGAUAUGUUUGACUGUGCAUUUCAAGCCUCUAUGGGCCAAAAACUGUCCUCGGUUUGGUAUAGCACAUGCACUUUGUUUGGGGCUCGCUCCGUGGUUAGCUGCAGAGAUUCCAAUUCUUGUGGACUCCGGCGCGAUUAAGCACAAAGAUGACGCAGCCACAUCUGCGGAAUCUUAAAUCUAUGUAACCUUUCUAUCAAUCUCAGAAAUGUUGAGGUGUUUAUCAGUAAUAGCUGAACUCAGAAAUGACUGAGGUGGAUGCGUCUACCCUAUAAAUACACUUACAUGAAACCCAAUAAAGAUUUAAGCUAUUGCAAUGUUUUUAUAUGAACACAACUUGAGAAUAAUUGGUGUUCAACUACUUUAGAGCUGUUGAAAUCAAUGACUGGUUUUGCAGGCGGUCUUACUUGAUAACAGCUCACUGAGCCGGAAAGGAAGAUAGCAUAUAUGAG
Arabidopsis thaliana (thale cress) is the source of this 943-nucleotide messenger RNA. RefSeq names its product ubiquitin-fold modifier-conjugating enzyme. The coding region runs from base 145 to 669 and encodes 174 amino acids. The transcript has 3 exons. The record is from RefSeq and is marked reviewed. Gene Ontology annotation, molecular function: UFM1 conjugating enzyme activity. Lineage: Eukaryota; Viridiplantae; Streptophyta; Magnoliopsida; Brassicales; Brassicaceae. Gene Ontology annotation, biological process: protein ufmylation.